CGGACGGCGGGGAUGGCGGGCGCCGCGAGCGAGGCGCGGUUCGCCGGGCUGUCCCUGAUGCAGCUCAACGAGCUGCUGGAGGACGAGGCGCAGCUGACGGAGAUGGUGCAGAAGAUGGAGGAGACGCAGACUGUCCAGCUCAGCAAAGAAAUGACCCUGGCCAGCAACCGGAGCCUGGCAGAGGGAAACCUUCUGUUCCAGCCCCGGCUGGACUCCCGGAAGGCGUGUCUGACCCAGAAAUACCAGGAGCUGCAGGUGCUCUUUGAAGCCUAUCAGAUAAAGAAGACUAAAUUAGAUAAACAGUCCAGCAGUGCUUCCUUGGAGACCCUGCUCGCGCUGCUCCAAGCAGAAGGGGCCAAGAUUGAGGAGGACACUGAGAACAUGGCCGAGCAGUUCCUGGACGGAGAACUUCCCCUGGACGCCUUCAUCGACGUCUAUCAGAGCAAGCGGAAGCUGGCGCACACGCGGAGGGUGAAGAUCGAAAAGCUCCAAGAGAUGGUGCUGAAGGGGCAGAGACCCCCGCAGGCCUCGGCCCCGCUGCCACCCAGGGUGGCUGAACAGGCGCCUGCCCCAGAGGCCGGCGGGCCCCCUUCCGUCGCGCCUCGGCGCAUCCCCCCACCGCCACCCCAGGUGCCUGCAGGACGCUUAGCCACCCCCUUCACUGCCGCCGCAGGCGCGGGACAGGCCGCUCCGUACGCAGGAUUACAGUGCCCGCCCCUGCCUCCCCGCGGGGGCCUCCCUCCACAGCCCGGAUUCUCCGCACAGUUCGUGUCGCUGUACCCGCCAGCUCUCCCUCAGAGACCCCCACCCCGGCUGCCUCCGCACCAGCCAGGCUUCAUCCUGCAGUGAGCGCCACGCCGUCCUCCCUGGGAGACGACCUCCGCCCGCUGUGCUGGGCUGCGAGGCGGCCGAGGGGCCCAGCUGCUGUGCAGAGGGCCAGGUGCUCUGGGCCAGCGUCCAUUCUAGAACUGUAGGUCAGUGGUGAGUAGAAGUAGAAACCCAGGCUCUGCGUCGAGGCCGUUUGUGUGCCCUGUGUUUUGACGGUUUGCCUUCUGGUGUGGCCGCCGCCAUCGUGUCGACCGGCUCGUGCGUUUGGGAGGGAACGGCCUGUCUCCCACUUCCCACCCGGAGUCGUGGUCCUCCCGUCUGAGCUUGACUUCGUGAGCAUGGUUAAUUUAUGUUUCAUCUGCGAAUGAUGGUUCCGUGUGUCCCGGCCCAGCGUCGGCCAGCCUGGAAGGUGCGGCUGUGGCCGGGCUCUGACGCGUGGCUCUGCUGCUCCCUGAGGCGGGGGACAAGUUGCCGCAGGCCCCACCCACCCACCCCGGCAGAGGUGACUCUCGGCCACAGCCAUGGCCAAAGGCCAGGCGCGAGGAGCCAGGGUGAGUGGGACUUGGCACUGGAGACCGUGCCCAGCCCCAGGAUUUCUAUGAAGAAAUGCUCCCUCAGUAUUUUUACUACAUGUGAAACUCCUGUUUUAUAUUUGGAAAGAAACCUUUUUGACAUAAGACCAUUCAGGGAAACUUUUAAAAAAUGCAAAUGUUGUUUGGCCAGAUCGAAAAGCAGAUAAGAAAUGGAUGCAACUUCCUUUUGUGCGAGCAGUGCACGGUCGCGCCUGUGGUGCCCGUGCUGUGCCUUAGCUCCCCUGGUGCCAGGACUGGGAUGCCCGCAGGCGCUGGGGCCCUGGUGGCUCUGUGUUCGUGGAAGGGCUCGUCACACUCGUUGUCUUAGUACAGGAAGUCUGGCCGCCUCGAACCAGGAAACGCUUAGCCCGUGUUCUCUGCCUCUGGCUGGCUGGCAGCCGGCUCAGGAAGUGGUGAUGUAGCUGCUGGGCAGGGGGACGCAGGCUCUUCCUGCCCCCUGGGGUCUCACCUGCUGGUGCCACGUGUGCAGAACCCCAGGCCCCUGCUGGGGUGGGGGGUGCACCACACACCUGUCAACAAGGAAGCCUGUCGUGGGCCCCUGGGCAGGUCUUGUGGCUCCACUCUCACCGUCCCUGUGUCCAGCAGCCAAGGCCCUGGCCCGGGACCAGCAGGCUGCCAGGCAGGGUGACAGAAUCGAGCCAGCUAAAGCAGGCCUGUCCCAGAGGUUCACAGGUGAGGCCAUCAACUCUGUCCCUGUACCGUACACUCCAGGUCCUCCACUCCAGCUCUGUCGUGACUGUUUUUAAAGAAAACAAAGCUGUGUCGGAUGGUUCACUGCCAUGCCCAUCACGUGGGCUCGCCAUGUUCUGUGAAUCUCAAGUGAGCGGUGCCACACUUGCCCCGCACCUCUGCCGCUGGCCACCGUCGGGAACGCCCACAGCCCGGCCUCACCGCCCCUGUGCAGGGCUGCGUGUGGCGCUGUGGUUGUAAAGCCGCGGGACCCUUUUUAAUAAACAGAAUCGUUGGUAACAGUCCUGUUGCGUCUCUGCCUGGGGUGUACCUGACAGGUGCGGUUCGGCAGUGGCAGUGGCCAGGGCUCCGGUCUUGAAGGCAGAAACGAGCCACUGGUGGCUCUGGCUGCAUUUGGCCUGCGGCACGAGUGGCCGGGCCUGCUGCCUUUCCUAUUAGUGUCGUAAACAGCGAGGACAGGCAGCGAGGUCGUGUCCUGCCGUGCGGAGGGAACGUGUCCUCCGCUCAGCCGCCCCGGCCUCUGUCCCUGGGGUGGCCGUGUGCCACGCAGCUGCUGACAAUGCUCGCCGUGUUUCCCGGGGGUUGCUUCCCCUUCCAGGCUGGGAGGGCGGACCCUGCCGCCCCGUCUCCUGUGUGGUGCUGCCGGUGCCCUUGUGUACUGGGGUGUGGGCUUUAGUAGCAAGUACCGCCGUCCACUGGUUCACUCCCCAAAUGCUAGGAGGCGGGAACUCAAUCCAGGUCUCCCACGUGCAUGGCAGGGACCCAGUGUAGCUGAGACCGCGCCCUAAGUACGCCUGCGUGCAAUGCAGGAGCUUUAAUCGCUAGGCCAAAUGCCCACUGUCCCCGCGUGCCCGCCCCCACUGAGUCGUGCCACGUGCUCUCAUGUGAGCCAUGUGUGUGCCCUCGCGUGCCUACCCGAGCUGUGCUGUGUGCUCUCGUGUGCCCGCUGCCCCUGCUGAGCCAUGCGUGUGCCCUCGCGUGCCUACCCGAGCUGUGCUGUGUGCUCUCGUGUGCCCGCUGCCCCUGCUGAGCCAUGCGUGUGCCCUCGCGUGUCUGCCCCACUGACCUGUGCUGUGUGCUCUCGUGUGCCCGCUGCCCCUGCUGAGCCAUGUGUGUGCCCUCGCGUGCCUACCCGAGCUGUGCUGUGUGCUCUCGUGUGCCCGCUGCCCCUGCUGAGCCAUGCGUGUGCCCUCGCGUGUCUGCCCGAGCUGUGCUGUGUGCUCUCGUGUGCCCGCUGCCCCUGCUGAGCCAUGCGUGUGCCCUCGCGUGUCUGCCCCACUGACCUGUGCUGCGUGCCCUCCCCGCCGAGCUGUGCCGUGUGCUCUGGCGUGUCUGCCCCCCCAUCACUGUAUAAGCAGGGUGCCGUCCCCGCACGUCGUCCUGAGGGUUUCCAGGAGAAAGUGGACUUUGCCCUCUGAGAUGGACGCUUCUCCUGGGAAAUCAGUUUUCCUUUAUAAAAAGGGGAGGGCGCGUGUCUGGCGGCUCUGUUCCCAGGGGCUGCCGGGAAGCUUCUCACCAGAUCUGUGCACCCUGGUGACGCUGGACUUGACGGUAAGUCCCGUGGCUGCUGGUCGUGAGCUCGGCCUCGCUGGAGCCUCCGUGGGCCUUGUGCUCACACGGGGGACUGGGGAGGGGCUGAUGGGGGCUCCUCACGCAGUUCCCGCUCUUGGUGCGGUCACCAUUUGCUUUCAGGGCUGAAGCUGUUCUGCGAGGGUGCCAUCCCAGCAGCCCUGUAUGGGACCAGUUAGCAAAGCAGCUCCCCCAGGAUUCCCCUCAUGGAGGGAGCCCGUGGGGGAGGCGGGAGUCCUGUGUGCGGGCAGGAGCCGUCCAUCCCAGCAGCCCCGUAUGGGACCAGUUAGCAAAGCAGCUCCCCCAGGAUUCCCCUCAUGGGCAGGGAGCCCGUGGGGGAGGCGGGAGUCUUGUGUGCGGGCAGGAGCUGUCCUGAUGGGCUGUGUGUGCUUGGCCUGGGCUUCAGGCCAGCUGCAGGCUCAGGCCCUGCAUGGCCACCACGAUCAGCCCCAGGCCAGCUGGGAAUCAGAGUCCCCACGGCUCUCGUGUCCAGACCACGUGGUCUCAAGAGCUGGCAGGGUCCAAGGAGCCCGCGCGGGGUGCAGGCUGGGCUGUCAGAGGCAGACCUGAGCUACAGAAGUGUCCCAGAGGACGACGGACGCUCUGGCAGUACCAGUGAGGCUUCCUGUGGGCCCCGGAGGAAUGAAGAGCCGGGCUGGGAACAG
Molecule: messenger RNA, 4345 nt
Organism: Lepus europaeus (European hare)
Lineage: Eukaryota; Metazoa; Chordata; Mammalia; Lagomorpha; Leporidae
Gene: VPS37B
Product: VPS37B subunit of ESCRT-I
Exons: 4
Coding region: 13-849 (278 amino acids)
Biological process (GO): protein targeting to vacuole; protein targeting to membrane; ubiquitin-dependent protein catabolic process via the multivesicular body sorting pathway
Cellular component (GO): ESCRT I complex
Source: RefSeq, a predicted model, not a curated record